AUGUCACUAUCAAAUCUUCCCUUCGAGUUGCUACUUGGUAUCGCAGAGUACAUAAAGCAGGAACAAGACCUCAACGCGCUAGUUCGAACAUCAUCCCAUAUCUACAACUGCCUCAACUCUUUUCUUUACAGGAACAGCAUCCGAAAUUCUAGUUGUGCUGGUCUGGUGUCGGCCGCUGGCAAAGGAAGUUUGGGUGCCGUUCAAAGAUUCCUCGACCUGGGCGCUGAUUUGAACUCGAGGGUAAGCUAUCGCCGCCCGACUGCCAUACAAAAUGCAUCAAAGGGAGGCCACAUUGAGAUAGUGCAGCAUCUAUUGGAUAUCGAUGGAAUCAUCCUAACCGCCGAUGGUUCAAACUCCGUGCUGGCAUACGCGGUUCGCGGUGGCAAUGCCUCAGUGGUGAAGUUACUCCUUGCGGAUUGUCGUGCUGUCCCAGGUCCCGAAAGCUCUGAACGUACUACUACCCCAUUCCACUGGGCGGCAAAAGCUGGUAAUUCUGAUAUCAUGAAGCUACUCCUUGCCGAUGAACGGAUGAACCCAAACGCUACAGACAAUGCUCGACGCACCGCUCUACACAUUGCAGUUCAAAAGGGCCACUAUGCGGUUCAAAGACUGUUGGUCGAACACAGCCGUGUCGACCCCAAUUUGCAAGGUGGUUCAUAUAGCCGAACGCCCUUGCAUAUGGCCGUGGGCGCUCCAGGCCAUCGAGGACCAACAGAGUCUCUGAAGAUCCUGCUUAGCUCAGACAGGGUCGAUCUUGAAAUUUCGGAUAGUUCGCAGCGCUCUGCAUUGUCGCUAGCAGCCACAUCUGAAUUUCCCGUCCACAUUACGAUGCUUAUCGAAAAAGGGGCAAACCUAGAAAGCGUUACCGGACAUGGAUUUACACCCCUCCUGAUGGCUUGUAACUCGCUUUAUGACCUUUGUGGCAACAUAGAGUUGCUCAUUGGUGCCGGUGCGAACGUUCAUGCUAGAAACAAACAAGGGAGAACAGCCUUAUCUGUCGCUGCCCGAGCUAACAAUCUACAAACUGUCAAAAUGCUGCUUAAGCAUGGUGGUGUAGACCCGAGCAUUUGUGAUAAUGAGGGCUUUACACCAUUGCUAUUAGCUACACGUGAAGGGUAUUUAAAAGUGGUAACAGCCCUGGUACACCACGAUAUGGUAGAUAUCAACUUCAGGAAUGUCUACGGAAACACGGCACUACACCUUGCUACAUCCCGCAAUUCGUCGCGCACCAUCAAACUGUUGCUCGGACGGAAGGACAUCGAUAUCAAUGUGAAAAAUGGAGUCGGCCUAUCACCUUUAGCCCUGGCAGUUGCCUGCAGAUCAACCUCCCUUGUAUCGUUUUAUAUCCGCAUGGGAGCAGAUCUAGAUAGCAAAGACACCUCAGGACGAACACUGCUUAUGUUGGGCGUCGAAAAAAAAGCGAGAAUAUCCAUCAUUAGGGAGCUCCUUUCAACAGGUAGAAAUAAUAUCAAUUCACAAGAUAACGAAGGCAGAACAGCAUUGAUACGGGCCGUGGAAAUGAAUGAACAGGCCAUAGUUGAGCUUCUCCUCGAAAGACAGGACAUUGAUAUCAAUAUCAAAGAUAAAUACAGUCUAUGUGCCCUGUUGCAUGCGUUGAGGCGCAAUCGUAUCGAAAUUAUGAAAAUGCUACUGGCCAGAAAGGAUGUUGAUGUUAACGUCACAGAUGCCCAUGGAUUCACCCCGUUAUCAAUAGCCGUGGGCCGCUGUAGAGUUACAAUCAUGGAAACCUUGCUUGUCCAGCGUGGAAUCCAGCUCAACACCAGAGACAAGGAAGGGAGAACGCCUUUGCAUGUUGCGGCAGGAGCUGAUGAGGAAGAAGCCGUUCAACUCUUGCUUGCGCAAUCUGGGAUUGAGAUUAAUCCGAGAGAUAAUAACGAUACAACGCCAUUCGCACUUGCUGCCCAUCGGGGUUUUCACAGAAUUGUGGAAAUUAUGCUUGCAAAUGGCGGAGUUGAAUUAAACCCAAGGGACUGUAAAGGGAGGACGCCAUUGGCGCUUGCUGCUGGGAGUGGCCGUUCCAAAACUGUAGCAAUCCUGACCAAACAGGUUGGCAUUAACCUUGAUACGAUAGAUAAGGAAGGGGAAAUUGUAUCGGAUCAUGCUAGGCUGGGAGGAUCUUGA
Messenger RNA from Nannizzia gypsea CBS 118893, 2142 nucleotides. RefSeq names its product ankyrin repeat domain-containing protein 50. The transcript has a single exon. The record is from RefSeq and is a predicted model, not a curated record. The coding region runs from base 1 to 2142 and encodes 713 amino acids. NCBI's taxonomy places the organism in Eukaryota, Fungi, Ascomycota, Eurotiomycetes, Onygenales, Arthrodermataceae. Gene Ontology annotation, molecular function: protein binding.